Molecule: messenger RNA, 2385 nt
Organism: Rubroshorea leprosula
Lineage: Eukaryota; Viridiplantae; Streptophyta; Magnoliopsida; Malvales; Dipterocarpaceae
Source: the annotation of a GenBank genome assembly
UUUUUCUCCAAACAUCAACGCCUAAGAAAAACCAAUCUGGUUUUAGUCUUUUUGCUUAGCCUAACUAAAUCCUCCAGUAACUAUCACAAACACCCUUAAAUGCACAUCCCAUCCCCCUCCCAGCUCCUGUCUUUUUUGCUACUGACCCAAUGCUUCAUUUCUUCAGUCUAGAGCUUGUCUAGUUUUGGUGGUUGUUUUUCUCUAUAUAUGGAUUUUGGGGUGGUGGGUUUGGAUGGGUGGGUGGGAUCAGACACUUCUACCAGCACUACCACUUCUGGUUUAGCCUCUCUUGCUUCAGAUCCUGAGACAAAGCAGAAGUGGUACGGAUCUGGGUUUCUCAAGCAGGAAAGAUCUGGUACUAAUGAGGAUGACUGGAGAAGCUCCAAAGUGGCCAAAACAGAGGAUUUCUCAGCUUCCAAGGCAAUGCUGUUGCAGCAGAGGAACAGUUUACUGAGAUCCAACAGCUCUAUCUUCCCUGGUGUGCACCAGAAUCAGCAAAUGCUCAACUUCUCUUCCACCAAAUCAGAGGAUAAAUGCUCCCAAAAUGUCACAUUCCCUUACUUACAUCUCACACAUCCUGCUUUCAGCAGGAACACAGGCUACAACAAUGGAGGUUUGAAUGCUGCAAACAUGCAUGGGCUUGUAGCAGGGGCUAGAGGGCCAUUUACCCCAUCUCAAUGGAUUGAGCUAGAACACCAGGCCAUGAUCUACAAGUUCCUCGAUUCAAAUAUGCCCGUACCAUCCCAGCUUCUCCUCCCUAUAAGAAAAGCCUUUGAUUCUGCUGGCUUCUCUGGUUUUUCCGGCGGAUUCCUCCGACCCAAUACAUUGGGAUGGGGAGCUUUCCAUCUGGGAUUCUCAAGUAAUACCGAUCCGGAACCGGGACGGUGUAGGAGGACGGAUGGGAAGAAAUGGCGGUGCGCGAGAGAUGCGGUUGUCGACCAGAAGUAUUGCGAGCGGCACAUGAACAGGGGCCGCCAUCGUUCAAGAAAGCCUGUGGAAGGCCAAUCGGGCCAUUCCGCCGCCGCCACUGACAACAACACCACCAACCUGAUGCCUGCUGCAUCCUCCUCCUCGGCAUCGGUGGUCGGACCCAACAGUGGCGUCGGUGUUUCCAACAGCCUCACCGUUGCUCGGCAGCAGCAGUUCAAGAACUUGCAGUCUGGCAGUGCAUCUAAUCUCACCACAGCAGCUCCCCUCAACAGGAUGUAUCUAAACAGGGAGAAUGGGGCUGAAAGAAUGCAAGACACACCUGGCCUCUCCAUGAUAUCUAAAGAAAGUCCAUUCUUCAUCCAAAAGCAGCAGAACCCAUUUGAAGAAACCACAAGAAAUCAGUUUGGAGUUGUUUCUUCUGACUCCCUCCUUAACCCUUCCCAUAAAGGAUCUUCCUUGAUAAACUGCAGAAACUUGAGUUCUUCUCAAGAUCUCACCAGCCAAGAAACUGAAUCACAGCAUUCCCUCCGCCAGUUCAUGGACGACUGGCCUAAAAGCCAGUCUGAUCGCUCUGCCAUUUCCUGGCCUGGAGUGGAUGUGCAAUCAGACAGGACUCAGCUUUCAAUUUCGAUACCCAUGGCUGCUUCAGACUUUUUGUCUUCAACUUCCUCUCCCAAUAAUGAAAAGGUCACGCUCUCACCUCUCAGACUAUCGCGUGAAUUUGGUCCUAUACAGAUGGGGCUAGGAGUGGGCAGUGUUCAAAACCAGAGACAAGCAAACUGGAUCCCCAUCUCUUGGGAGACUUCAAUGGGUGGUCCUCUUGGGGAGGUUCUGCAUAACACUAAUAACAGCACAGCAGACUGCAAGAACUCAUCAGCCCUCAAUCUGAUGACUGAGGGCUGGGAUAAUAGUCCUCAGUUAGGAUCAUCUCCCACUGGUGUCCUACAAAAAACUACCUUCGGAUCCCUCUCAAAUAGCAGUGCAGGAAGCAGUCCACGAGCCGAGAAUAACAAGACUCGUGAAGGGGCCAGCCUUUGCAGUGACCUCCUUGGCUGAACCAUUGUGCAUUCCUCCUCUUUGCCAGCUUUAUAAGUUGACCCACCCCUAUGGCCUGCAAAGCAAGAAGUCUCUUAGGUGAAUGCAAGACAAAGAAGAAGAUGAUGAUGUUGAAUUAUGAGUGUCUUUAUUUUUCUUUCUUGCUAUCUAUGCUGACAAAUAUGAAGCAUUAAUUUUGUAAGUUUUUAAUUUUUGUAAUCUGCGUACCCUUUAGCCAUGGUUUGCUUGGAAAAAUAUCGAACUUGACUGAUUAGGGCAUUAGGUAAAGGAAGUUUGUGUUUUAAUUUUUAAAAUUUUAAGUACUUCGAGCACAUGUUCGUUGAGAUUAAGACAUUUACAAGUACCGUACUACCAAUGUUAUUGCUGUUGGUUGGCAAGCAUUAAAGUAUGGAGGUUGCU